UUGUUUAUGAAAAUGUGUGCUUUGAAUGCUAAAACGUUGAUAACAAUAUGGCUGAGUACAAUUUAUUGGAGAAAAAUAUACACGAUACAUUUGCUGUGACAUUUGAUGUCUAUACUCCAAGACCUCAUUAUAUAAUUUUACCUCAGAAGAAGGAAACUGUCCAUCCAGAAUUUAGUCUUAUAACAGAUGAGCAGACGCAGAAAGUAAUCAAAACGGCAAAAUCUGCUUUGGAAUGUUUUAAUAUAAAUGGUGGAGUUCUAUCCAUACACCGCGGAUCGUGGAGAACUACAAGAGAUAAAUUUCAUGCUCACGUUUGCGUAGACGUCGAUAGUUAUUUACGAGUAUAUGAAAGUAGAAAGAAACUCAUUCCUAACUGGCCAAGUCGUGAGUAUGUUACCAAACAAUGGAGACACAGCAAAAAUCCACGUUCUUACGCAGAUAAUGUGCGAGGAUAUCCUUAUCGAAGCUAUUUGGAUGAUGAAGUGGCUAGCAUUCGAACAAUUAGAAAACGACCAACUCGCAAGGAAAACAUCGCCGAAAACGCCGAACUUGACGAGACGUUUUCAUCUGAGGACUGUGCUAAAAAGAUAGUGUACCACUCAAGACAUCCAAAGAUUGGUUUUGUAUGCAAAAAGCUAACGUCCAUUGAAGAUCAUCAGAAUCUGCUGUCGGCAAUGGAAAAGUUUGCCCAAGGUCGCAAUUUGACCAGUUCAAAUUCUAAGGACGAAAAUGAAGGUUGUCACAUUUGCUUGUACUUUGGAUCAGCUGAAAGUGAUGAAUGGAAUUUUAGCGGAGAAGAUGACGAAAAUGUCCGAGGACACAUUGUUACUACGGGAUUUCGUUUUUAUCAACAGUGUCCAUCAAACAGUCGGGACGAUUGGUUUCACGCUUUUAGGCAAUCUGGUUUUAAGUGUACGACUUAAAACAUGGAGAAAAUAAUAAGAACAAAGAUACUAGCAUUUCUAUUCACAUAGAUGCAUUGGCCAAGUAUAGUAGAUGUGGAAUAAAUACAUUUAAGCUGCAAUAAGACAUUUACUUAAGCUAUUAUUAUACAUACCAUUAGUCUUAAACUGUCAAUAAAUUUUAUUUAGUGCAAAAUGAAGCAACACAGAUGACUCAGCUGUCUGGGAAAAUAAUUAGAACCAAAAUUGUACACAUUAGUGAUGUUUUUCAUAAUUAAAUGAUCUGUGUAAAGCAA
This is a messenger RNA of Xenia sp. Carnegie-2017, 1198 nucleotides long. RefSeq lists its product as uncharacterized. The record is from RefSeq and is a predicted model, not a curated record. Lineage: Eukaryota; Metazoa; Cnidaria; Anthozoa; Malacalcyonacea; Xeniidae.